GCGAGGAUGAUUUGUAGGGCUAGCCGUUAUGCUAACUGCGGGUAUACAGUGUAAGAGUGUAUGAGAGUUGAGUUUUAAUAUAAACGACGUGUAAGUAAUGCAUUUCGUGUGAGCUAUUUGAAAGUCUUCAAAGUUCCAGAACCAUGGAGACAGACUUCGCGUUGCUAGCUAGCUGACUAGCCGAGAGGCUGAGAUGGGAAAGUGUACUGAAGAGGAAUGCAGCUGGGAUUAGAAUGGGAACAAGCGCGUCUUUAUCACUGUGUCGAGGUCCAUCGUCGGUGAAGGUGCUGAAUCGGAGCAUUCGUGUGGAACCCGAGCAGCAGACUCAAAACCAGGAAAUUCAGGCUGUGUUUGGAGUGUCUCUGCAGACACUACGAGACACUGGACAGCUACAGCAAGGAGUCCCUCCGGAGCUCAGGAACAUGGUGGAGUUUUUGGAGAAAUACGGUCUGCAGCAGAGUGGUGUGUUCAGGGUGUGUGGCUCUGUGCCACGCUGCAGGACGUUGCGUGUGUGUCUGGACCGUGGUGAGUGUGUGGAUCUGGAGAGGGUAGACGUGCCAACAGUUGCCACUCUGCUCAAGCUGUAUCUCCGAGAACUGCCGAGUGGACUGAUACCACACACACACAGCACAUGCAUGCAGCGAGCACUUUUGGACUUUAAAGAUGGAACAGAGCUUAUUGAGGCACUGAAGGGAGCCCUGCAUCGUCUCCCUGAAGACAAUUACAACAUCCUGUCUUACCUUCUUCACUUCCUGUCUCGAGUCGCUGCCCACAGUCAGUGGAAUUACAUGACCUCAGAGAACUUGGCCACGGUGUUUGGACCAUGUAUUUUCCGCGUCCCUGAGGGCCCGAGGAUGCUGGAGGAGCAGACCAUGUGCAACACCCUCACACUGCAUCUGUUGGAGAAACACACACAGCUGAUCUCAAAUACACAACCCAGCUCCACAGCUGACACACGUUCAUGUGACAGCAUAAACACACACACCUCACACGCCAGGAAUUCCAUGUCGUCUCUAUCUCAUCAUCCCAGUGAUACAUCACAGCUACAGCAGGAGCAGUCUUGUAUCACACAGAAGGUGUGUCAUGUCAGUGUGGGUGUGGCUAAAGAAACAAGUGCCCUCCCACUAACUACAGCAGAUACAUCCCCACUCUCCAAAAGGUUCACCUUGAAACUUAACACGAUGGACAGGGACAAAAGUAAAGGACAUGAGGCAGAGACUGAGGCAGUGAAAAAAGGCAGAGCGGAAAGUACAGAGAUUCGUCCUGAACAGGAAACAUACCUAACUAAGAAAGACCAGACCUGCCUAACACAUGAACAAAUGCAGAGCCUUGCGCCGGAGCGUUCUACUUCAGGCAGCGACUCGCACUCACAAACCCGCUACGAGAAGCAAAACAAAUCCGGACACCCACUCCCCAAGACCGGAGUUGUGAUGGGUAUCCAGAAGGACAUGCAAUAUAACACGAGCCGCACAUGCUCUCUAAGUGGUGACAUACAAACUGAGAGCCGGAGCUCACACUCUAAGCUUGUGAGCACGCAUACACACAGCGGCAACACACACACUGAGGCCAGGAUCUCACACAGCAAGCGUGUACCCUCCAAUUAUAGCAGCACACACACUCAGAGUCCUGGCACACAAACCACCAGGUUGGUGGAGGAGGAUGUUAAGUCUGCAUCUAGCUUCUGCAUCAGGGCCUCGAGCCAGACUCAGGCUCCGAGCAGUGGACACGACUCAGCCUCAUGUGGAACCUCCAGCCGAUCACGUACCACAGAGAAUGGUGUGGAUUGUUUCCAUGAGAACGUUUCCUCUCAGUUGCGUCAUCACAUUCAAAAGCUCAAGCAAGAAAUCAGAAGCUUUGAGGAAUCCUUCCAUCAUAUCCACAAGUACAAGCCUGCUCUGAAUGAUAAAUUGGCUCAUUCCGAAGUGGCCCAGCUCAUGACGGACCUCAGCAAAGCACACAGGCAGCUGAAAGAGCUGAGAUCUAGACAGUGUGCGCACACUUUAGCAAAGUCUGAAGAUCAGAAGCUCAGCGUGUUUCCACACACACCAGCGGUGGAGCACACGGUAAAGACGCUAACUCAGCGACUCCAAGAAAAACGACUGGAACUGAGCCUGCCAGAAUGCAUACAGAAUAUGUCUCACGCUCAGUUAGCUCUGGAGAAGAAAAUGCUGCAGAAGUGUCUUCUUUACUACGAGAGUCUUCAUGGCAGGCCGAAUUCUAAAGAGGAGAGGAGUGUUAUGAAAGAUCUAUAUUACCGCUACCAUUUGGUUAAGCAGGCCUUCUACAGUGCGAACACACAGACCAGUACCACUGGAGGUUUAGAAGUGUGUGUCAGGAUAAAUCCUGUGCCAAAAAAAGAGGAUUCUCAUCCUGUCCUCACCCAGAUGCUCACAAAAGUGACAGGUUCCCCCAGUGAUACACACUUGGUUAACAGGGCGGAGCUGUUGAGGCAGUUGAAACGGACACGUAUGGAGAAAAGGCAACUGAGAACACUGCUCAAAGAGCAUGAGAGGAAAUUUCUUAUUAGAAAUGGCAGGAGAACACAGAGAGAUGACCGUCUUGUCAUGGCGGAGGAAUACAACCGCUACACGGCUCUAAAGGACAGACUGAGGCUACUGAAAGAAAUGCUGGGAAUAAAACCUCACAACAUCAAAGCAGCCAGAGACAGAAUCACCAUCUGACACGCGCGCACACACACACAGACACACACACACACACCUCUGUGUGUCAGAUCUCACGAAAGUUCCCAUCGAACCACGUGAGUUAAAGUGAAAGUGUACACUUACAGGUGUAGGGGCUGUGUAAUUAUGUGCCAUGUGUAGGAUCACUGGUGAUGAAAAUGAUGAAAUAAUCGUGUCAUACUUAAAAAAAAAAAAAAAAAAAAAAGGCAGGCGUUUGUAUCAAAAGAUAGCACUUUAGUUGCAGGUUUGUUUAAACCAAGAUGCACAAAUCAAGCGUGUAAGCUCUGAUUUCACAGUGAAAACAGGUAGAGAGAGAAUUAAACGAGAACACAGCGCUCUCCCUAGCCUACGGGAAUUUGAUUAAAGGUGUGUUCGAGUUCAAGCUACAGUGUUAUUUA
Clarias gariepinus (North African catfish) is the source of this 3079-nucleotide messenger RNA. RefSeq names its product protein FAM13A-like. Lineage: Eukaryota; Metazoa; Chordata; Actinopteri; Siluriformes; Clariidae. Gene Ontology annotation, biological process: signal transduction. The coding region runs from base 234 to 2681 and encodes 815 amino acids. The record is from RefSeq and is a predicted model, not a curated record. The transcript is spliced from 18 exons.